Molecule: messenger RNA, 2017 nt
Organism: Pipra filicauda (Wire-tailed manakin)
Lineage: Eukaryota; Metazoa; Chordata; Aves; Passeriformes; Pipridae
Gene: TYRP1
Product: tyrosinase related protein 1
Exons: 9
Coding region: 313-1920 (535 amino acids)
Biological process (GO): melanosome organization; melanocyte differentiation
Cellular component (GO): melanosome
Molecular function (GO): oxidoreductase activity
Source: RefSeq, a predicted model, not a curated record
AGAAUAACUUUCAAGAUAUUUGGGUGAAAAAACUUAUAUCAACUUGGAAGACGUACUCAAAUAACAUACUUGGAGAUGAAGAGCAAAAGUUGGUGUGUCUAGUAAUUUGGCCAGCUUUAAGCAAAGGUCUCAUCUCUGGGAAAUGGGAGUGCCUAAGAGAAGAUAUCACAUGCAUAGUGGAUGGGAAAUCUGAAUGCAGGGAAGCCUGUGCUGCUGACAGAGGGACCUGGGUGUCCCAUCCACAGGAGAGGAAAGUCAGCGUGUGUGGACAGCCAGCUCUUGAAACGAGCCGGCUCUGCUUGACCUGCUGUCAUGCAGAUCCCCACGCUGCUCUUCCUUUCUCUGCUACCACUUAGCAUGUUGGACCAAGCUGGAGCUCAGUUCCCUCGUCAGUGUGCAACUGUUGAGUCCCUGAGGAGCGGCAUGUGUUGCCCAGACUAUUUCCCUGUGUUCGGGCCAGGUACUGACCGGUGUGGUGUGUCCACGGGAAGGGGCCGGUGUGUGCAGGUGACUGCGGAUUCACGCCCACACGGCCCACAGUACAUCCAUGAUGGGCGGGAUGACCGUGAGCAAUGGCCCAUUCGCUUCUUCAACCAAACCUGCCGGUGCAAUGGUAACUUCUCUGGCUACAACUGUGGGUCAUGUCGUCCUGGCUGGACUGGACCUACCUGUAGCCAACAGAUUAAUAUAGUCAGAAGGAAUCUUUUGGAUCUAAGUGCAGAAGAAAGGAAUCGUUUUGUGAAUGCCUUGCACCAAGCCAAGGUGACAAUCCACCCUGACAUUGUCAUUGCCACACGAAGACGUGAAGAAAUAUUUGGACCAGAUGGCAACACACCACAGUUCGAGAAUAUCUCCAUUUAUAACUACUUUGUGUGGUCUCAUUAUUAUUCUGUCAGGAAAACUUUCCUUGGUGCAGGGCAGCAGAGUUUUGGAGGAGUUGAUUUCUCUCAUGAGGGACCAGCUUUUGUCACAUGGCAUAGGUACCACCUAUUGCAGCUUGAAAGAGACAUGCAGAACAUGCUACAGGAUCCUAGUUUUGGACUGCCCUACUGGAACUUUGCAACAGGACAAAAUACUUGUGAUAUCUGUUCAGAUGACUUGAUGGGAGCUAGAAGCAAUUUUGAUGUCACUCUUAUCAGCCAAAACUCAAUCUUCUCUCAGUGGAGAGUGCUAUGUGAAAAUGUGGAAGACUAUGAAACUUUGGGAACCAUCUGUAACAGCACUGAGGGUGGUCCCAUCCGAAGAAAUCCUGCUGGAAAUGUCGCACGACCCAUGGUACAGCGUCUCCCAGAGCCUGAGGAUGUUGCCCAGUGUUUGGAAGUUGGUGUAUUUGACACUCCUCCUUUCUAUUCCAAUUCAACAGACAGUUUCCGUAACACAGUAGAAGGGUACAGUGAUCCUUCUGGAAAAUAUGAUCCAGCAGUUCGAAGUCUUCACAACUUGGCUCAUCUAUUUUUGAAUGGAACAGGAGGGCAAACUCAUUUGUCACCAAAUGAUCCCAUUUUUGUCCUCCUGCACACGUUUACAGAUGCUCUUUUUGAUGAGUGGCUGAGACGGCACUCUGCAGAUAUCUCAACAUAUCCACUGGAGAAUGCCCCUAUUGGACAUAACCGACAGUACAACAUGGUACCUUUCUGGCCUCCAGUUACCAACAAUGAAAUGUUUGUUACUGCACCAGAAAACCUGGGAUACAGUUAUGAAGUCGAGUGGCCAGGUCGGGCUCUCCGUGUCACAGAGAUGAUAACUAUAGCAAUAGUGACUGCACUGGUUCUUGUUGCAAUUAUCUUUGCUGCUGCUGCAUGUAUUGUACGCGUCAAGAAAAAUAAGGAUGAGUUACAUCAGCCUCUUCUUACUGACCAGUAUCAGCACUACUCAGAUGAUUAUGAUGGUGUACCAACACCAAGCCAGUCUGUUGUUUGAAAAGAUGUCACCUUUUUGCAUCUGACUGAAACUGUUUAUUUUUGCUGUAUUUCAUAAAUGAUGGUCAUCCAUCUGCUUUAAAAUAAAGAGCAUAAAC